Erigeron canadensis is the source of this 2030-nucleotide messenger RNA. Its product is annotated as zinc finger CCCH domain-containing protein 32-like. The record is from RefSeq and is a predicted model, not a curated record. Gene Ontology annotation, molecular function: mRNA binding; metal ion binding. NCBI's taxonomy places the organism in Eukaryota, Viridiplantae, Streptophyta, Magnoliopsida, Asterales, Asteraceae. Bases 320 to 1669 code for a protein of 449 amino acids. The transcript has 7 exons.
GAGAGAGAGAAUAGAAACCCAAAACCAGAUGCAGACUGACUGCGUGUGAAAGUUAUACUAACAAUUUAAUUUAUUUAACAAAUAUAUAUAUAAAUAAAGAUCUAUUACAAGAAACAAAAUAUAUACAUAUAUAUAUAUAUAUAUGCACAUAUAAGUAGUUAAAAAUCUCAUCUUUUCACACUAGAAAACCCGAUCGGGUAAACCAAGUCGGCAAGGGUUUCUUGAAUUUGUGUGUAUAGUGUAGAUAGAUUAUAUAUAUAUACAUACAUAUAUAUAUUUGUAUAGCUAUUUUUACAUAUAAAUUGUGUUUGUGUUUACAAUGGAGAUGCAGCAAUCGGAUCCGGUUACAGAAUGGAACUCAUCUGGUGACAAAACAGGGUUAGAAGAACCCAUGUGGCAAUUAGGGUUAGGAGAUGAGCCUGAUUCGUACCCUGAAAGACCGGAUGAGGCUGACUGUAUUUAUUAUCUGAGGACAGGGUUUUGUGGCUAUGGUUCGAGGUGUCGGUUUAACCAUCCUCGUGAUCGUGGCUCGGUUGUUGGAGAACUGCGGGGUAGUGGAGGGGAGUAUCCCGAGCGAAUUGGUCAGCCUGUGUGUCAGUACUAUAUGCGAACGGGAAUGUGCAAAUUUGGUACUUCCUGCAAGUAUCAUCAUCCUAGGCAGGGAAUUGGAUUGUCAAGUACAGUCGCACUAAAUGUAUCUGGAUAUCCACUUCGUCCGGGUGAAAAAGAGUGUUCGUACUAUCUCAAAACAGGGCAAUGUAAGUUUGGCGUCACCUGUAAAUUUCACCAUGCUCAGCCUACUGGCAUGGUACCUUCACCACCACCAGGAUUGCCAGCUGGAUCAUUAUCUCCCAUUCCUAUUUACCCAAAUGCACAGUCUCCUGUUGCCUCUAAUGUCUCUAAUCAAUCAUAUGGGGUGUUAGCCAGCAACUGGCCUGUUGUAAGGCCCCCUCUUCUACCUGGAUCGUAUCUUCCAGGGACUUACAGUCCAAUGUUGGUUCCUCCUGCAAUGGUUCCUUUUCCAGGUUGGAAUCCUUACCAGGCAUCAGUACACCCUGCAGCCUCUCCUAAUACACAGCCUAUUCUUGGAGGUCCUGCUUAUGCAAUGACUCAAUUAUCUUCUUCGAUUCCUUCUUACCCUUUAACUAAAACUCAAAAGGAGCAUGCCUAUCCGCAAAGGCCCGGUGAAGCUGAAUGCCAAUUUUACAUUAAGACUGGGGAUUGUAAAUUUGGUUCCUCGUGUAGAUACCAUCAUCCACCAGAAUGGACUGUACCUAACACAAACUUUGGCCUUAGCCCCAUGGGACUUCCUCUUCGUCCAGGUGCUGCUCUAUGUACACAUUAUGCUCAAAACGGGGUUUGUAAAUUUGGGCCAGCAUGCAAAUUCAAUCACCCAAUGGGAACCCUAAGUUAUAGCCCGUCUGCAUCUUCGUUAGCUGAUAUGCCGGUUGCACCUUACCCUGUUGGAUCAUACAUAGGCACUUUAGCCCCGUCAUCCUCUUCAUCAGAACUAAGGCCCGAGUUCACUUCUGCUUCCACGAGUGACCAUCUCCCGAUCACCAUGCCAAGUGGCUCCAUUGGAUCAAGUUUUUCAAAGAACAUGCACAUAUCUCAAUCAAGUGGUAGCAGUAGUAGCACCCAUGGUGGUGAUGCUCAUUACUCAAACUGAGCAAAACCAUUUGAUCUUCUUUCCCUUUUGUUGUUGUGAGAAUGUGAGCCCUUUGAUUAGGACCCAAGUUCCUUUUUAGUCACUUGAUGGUUCGAUGACAAGGUCUAACAUCUGUUCACCGUGUUCAUAUAUCUAUAUGGCAUUCAUUUGAAUAUUUGAAUAAAGCCAUAAUCGAACCCUUGAAACAUUUAGGAAAACCCCCUCUCCAUUUCCAACAAUUAGCUCGUUAACUAGAGGAAAAAACCUACCCUGAAUCGGAAAAUGUGCUUAUUUCUUUAUUUUUGGAGGGUGUGUUUGUAUUUGUUGUAAAACUUUUUCAUCGUGAAAAAGAUUCAACCAUGUUCCCAUUUUGUGUUGCCAA